Messenger RNA from Phycodurus eques (leafy seadragon), 2334 nucleotides. RefSeq names its product transglutaminase 2, like (gene tgm2l). The record is from RefSeq and is a predicted model, not a curated record. Gene Ontology annotation, molecular function: protein-glutamine gamma-glutamyltransferase activity. The coding region runs from base 27 to 2096 and encodes 689 amino acids. Gene Ontology annotation, biological process: peptide cross-linking. The transcript is spliced from 15 exons. NCBI's taxonomy places the organism in Eukaryota, Metazoa, Chordata, Actinopteri, Syngnathiformes, Syngnathidae.
UCAAGACACAACCUUUUGAUAAGGCGAUGGCAAACUACAGGGGUUGCAUUAUGGAUGUGGACCCGAAAUGUCGUGAGAACAACUUGGCUCACCAUAGCGGGGAGAUCGAUUGGAAGCGCUUGAUUGUGCGUCGGGGUCAGCCCUUCGCCAUCUCGGUGCGGUGCUCCGAGUCUGCCCUGCGCCAAAACCAGCUGGCUUUGGUUUUGCACCUUGGUAAGCGAGACGAGGUGGUGAUCAAGGUUGAGAAGGGCAGCCGCAGCGAGGGCGCUUGGUGGUUUGCAGAGGAGGUAGCCCAGGGUCAAGCGCUGUUGACUCUCCACAGCCCGGCGGACGCCAUCGUCGGCCAUUACUGUCUGGACGUGUCGGUGACGUCACCCAGUGGACACGUGCUGGAGAAGAACGAUAAGAUUAACUUCCACCUGCUUUACAACCCAUGGUGCAGAGAUGAUGCUGUGUACCUCCCCGAUGAGAAGCUCCUCCAGGAGUAUAUCACGAAUGAGCACGGCAUCAUAUACGUGGGCAGCUCGGACUACAUCGGCAGCCGCCAUUGGCAUUUCGGACAGUUUGAGGAAAAUGUCAUGGACAUCUGUUUUGAAAUCCUGGACAACUCCAACGAUGCCUUGAGAAACUCAGAGAAGGACAUGAAGCAAAGAUGGGACCCCGUCUACGUCAGCAGGAUCAUCUCUGCCAUGGUGAACUCCAACGGUGACCGGGGCGUCUUGGUCGGCCGUUGGCAGGAGCCGUACACUGACGGAGUCUCGCCUUCCAAAUGGACCAGCAGCGUUCCGAUCCUCCAAAAGUGGAGCGACGGCAGAGCCCGGCCGGUCAAAUACGGCCAGUGUUGGGUCUAUGCUGCCGUUGGGUGCACAGUACUGCGUUGCCUGGGCAUCCCAACACGUCACAUUACCAACUUUGCUUCAGCCCAUGACACCGAUGGAAACCUUUCUGUUGACUUCCUGUUUAAUGAAAAAAUGGAGAGCCUCGAUACAAGAGGAAGGUCCGACAGCAGCUGGAAUUUCCACUGUUGGGUCGAGUCCUGGAUGACGAGAGCGGAUCUUCCGCAGGGAAAUGAUGGCUGGCAGGUUUUGGACCCAACUCCUCAAGAAUUGAGUGAUGGGGAGUUCUGCUGUGGUCCAUGUCCUGUCGCGGCCAUCAAGGAGGGAAAUCUGGGCGUCAAGUACGAUGCUCCGUUUAUAUUUGCUGAGGUGAACGCUGACGUCAUCCACUGGAUUGUGCGAAGAGACGGCCAGCGUCAGAAGAUCAGAGUGUUCCAGGACAGAGUCGGCAGAAACAUCAGCACCAAAAGUGUUUUCAGCGACAACAGAGAAGAUGUGACUCUACACUACAAGUAUCCAGAAGGCUCCAAAAAAGAGCGAGAAGUGUACGAAAAGGCGGGACGACCGGCCAGAGAGCCGUCCACUGACAGGACAAAACCAGGCAAACUGCAGAUGACCAUCAAACACGCAGAACCUGUGUUCGGAUCAGACUUUGACGUAGUUGUUCAGUUGAAGAACGAAGGAGGAGCAGAAGUUCACGCUCGUCUGACCGUGCUGGCCAUGGGGGUGACGUACAACUGCCGAGGCCGAGGGGAGUUUGAGAGACAAACCAAGAACGUCAGCGUGCCGGCCCACAAAGUUCACAAGGAGGUGCUGCGUGUGCGCUACGACGACUACGCCAAGUGUGUUUCUGAAAACAACGCGGUGAAGGUGACGGCGCUCCUGGAGGUUCAGGGAGACACCGGACCCGACAUGGUCACGGCGAGAAUCCCACUCGGUUUGCCUGAAGUCCUUGUCGAGGUUCCUGGUAAGGCUGUUAUACACCAAACGUUAACAGGCUCCAUCUCCUUUACCAACCCCCUGCCGGUGCCAUUGAAGAGGGGCGUUUUCACCGUGGAGGGGGCCGGCCUGGUGUCCCCGACCGAGGUCAAGAUGAACGGUGACAUCGGCCCAGGCCAGAAAGUGUGCGUCAAGCUCAACUUCUCACCCGUGCGGAGCGGCGUGAGGAAACUCCUGGUCGAUUUCGACUCGGACCGCCUCAAGGACGUCAAGGGGGCCGCGACGGUGGUUGUUAUCAAGCCUUCGGUGCGCGCCUUCUGAGAAAAGGACCACAGAAUCCACAUUUAUAUUUUCAGCUGGCAUAUGAAACUUUUGAUGCUCCUAAUUCACAUCUCUUUCACUGGCAUCGUCUUUUGUCCGUGGACUCGUACAUUAAUCGCUGAACAAGAAGGGUGAAAAUUCAUCACUCCAGUAGCAUGGUGUGCGUAUGCAUUCCAAAUCAAAAUGUAUUUUUCUACGCUUGAUUUUUACCCAGAAUGUGUGCACUAUUCUCUGAUCG